Sorex araneus (European shrew) is the source of this 1112-nucleotide messenger RNA. RefSeq names its product LSM8 homolog, U6 small nuclear RNA associated (gene LSM8). The record is from RefSeq and is a predicted model, not a curated record. Gene Ontology annotation, biological process: mRNA splicing, via spliceosome. Gene Ontology annotation, cellular component: U4/U6 x U5 tri-snRNP complex; U6 snRNP; precatalytic spliceosome. The coding region runs from base 111 to 401 and encodes 96 amino acids. Gene Ontology annotation, molecular function: RNA binding. NCBI's taxonomy places the organism in Eukaryota, Metazoa, Chordata, Mammalia, Eulipotyphla, Soricidae. The transcript has 4 exons.
GUUCCUGCCGGCCGGAAGCCGCUGACGAGGUCUGGCGGGCCUUUUCAGCUUCUCCUGUCGCCGCUGCCGCUGCUUCUGCCGCGUGUCCCGGGACUGGCGGUCGGCGAACUAUGACUUCUGCCCUAGAGAACUACAUCAACCGAACGGUUGCCGUGAUCACGUCUGACGGGAGGAUGAUUGUGGGAACAUUGAAAGGUUUUGACCAGACCAUUAAUUUAAUUUUGGAUGAAAGUCAUGAACGAGUGUUCAGCUCUUCACAAGGAGUGGAACAAGUGGUACUAGGGUUGUACAUCGUAAGAGGUGACAAUGUGGCCGUGAUUGGAGAAAUUGAUGAAGAAACAGAUUCUGCCCUUGAUUUGGGGAAUAUUCGAGCAGAACCUCUGAACUCUGUAGCACACUGAGGGAAAAUCACAUGGGACAUUGUAAAUUUUUGUACAGAAACUGAGUAUUCUAAGAAUGAUGUGCAGAUUUUUAUGAGUAUCAUUGUAAUAUGCUAUGUAAAUUAAAAUAUUUCUAUGUUUUGAGAGAAGCAUAUUUGCCUAGUCAUAGGUUUGAUAGUUUGGUUUUAUUUUUAUAUUGAAUAGUGUGAAAAAUAUUUUGGAAAGGGUCAGGAAUAAUAUCUCAUAUUUCAAUAUUUAUGAAAAUCUUGUAAACUUAGCCUGUUAGAUCAAGCAUACAAAUACCAGCAGUAGUCCAAGAUACAUUCAUUUCUUUCCCUCAUAGUACAUUCACUAGAAGGUAAGUCUUCUGCAGUUACAAAAACCUGCAUUUUUUAACUGAAUCCCAGGAUAUUCCAAUAAGACCAGAAAAUCAUGUAAUUGGAGGUCCUGGAUAGGAAAUAAGGUUAGAGGAGGUUCAAAGCUGGACAAGUUCAGAAACAGUGAUCUAAAACAUCCCUACUUAGGACACCACCCUAGGGCUGUUUAUCAGUUUUGAAAUGGGUAAGAAUAUAUUUGGGCAAUGGAGAAAAUGUUAAGCUAUUCAUCAUCUGGAAGAAUUGACUAUACUUUUAAAAUCCCAUUUUAACUUUUUAAUUUUAGGAAUUGCAGGAUUUUUUAGAAUUGCCAGUUUUUGUUAUUUAUAUGUGAAUAAAUAAACUUGUUUAUAUUGAG